AUGCCGCGAGUGUUGACACGGAAGCGCUCAGCCAAUGCCAGAAAAAGAAAUGUCGGCAACAGAUCCAGUAAUAAAAGAGUUGAAGUGAAGAAUGAGAGACAAGUAUCCAUUGAGACAUCAGUUGACCACAAGUCAAAUGUGAAGACCAGACGAAAGUGUGUUGAAGUGGACAAUGGAUUGUCACCAAAACGGUUACGGAAACAGAGGUUUGGACACGAGAUGUAUGGCAAGGAUUGCAGUGAAUCCAGUGAUAAGAAUGAGAACAUUGAGAAUGACUUGGAUGCACACGAAUCACUGCAUUCAGCGAAGAGUUUGCUUGCCAUUGGAUCCAUUGGAUGUGAUUUGUGUGAUAAAAAGUUUGAUAACAAACAGAAACUGUGCCGACAUUUGAAGAGUGUCCACAAAAUGGAUAAAUUGAUUGCCUCAAGACUGCCGUUCCCUGAGUUGGUUGAGUCGGACAGCGGUGCGGACAGUGAGGGUCGCAUCCAAUGCGGGAAAUGCUGUUUCCGGACGGACUCCGAGGCGCUGAUGAUUCUUCACUCAAUCAAUCACAACGUGCUUAUCAUUGACCACAUCAACGGUGCCAUCAAAUCGAGGCUCAAGUGUCCCACUUGUGACCAAUGGUUCACUAAAUCUCUGCUCCAGAAACACGUUUACAUCCAUACGUCUGAAAAGCCGUACAAAUGUGAUGAAUGUCUCGAAGAGUUCACCACUUCUUCGCACUUAACAAACCAUCAGAUGAAACACAAUCCGACAAUGGAUUCGUUGAUCACAUGCUCGAUCUGCGGCACAGCUUUCAAGACGAAGAAGAGUUUCCAAAAGCACCAAAUGAUUCACAAAACGGAUCGCAAAAGAAGUCAUUUGUGUGAUGUCUGUGGCAUUGGUUUCUACGACAAGGAAUCACUGAAAUCACACACAUUUCGCAUACAUUUACCGAAAAACGUGCGAAAAUUUAAGUGCGAUUUCAGUGGCUGUCGGUAUAGCUGUCUCUAUCAGCACCAGAUGGUUGAGCACCAGAAGGUCCACAGCGACGACAAGCCAUGGGUUUGCGAUCAAUGCGAUUAUACGGCUAAAUCCAAGUGGACUUUCAAAAAGCAUUACCGCAAACACACCAAAGAGAAGCCCUUCCAGUGUCCGCACUGCGAGUACGCCUCAUCCCUGUCCUCUAACCUGCGCCGACACGUCCGCAUCCACACCGGUUCCAAGCCAUUCAAGUGUCCCUAUUGUAACUACCGGUGCAAUAACCACGAGAAUCUUCGCAAACAUGUACUCAAUACCAGAAAGCAUAAGGGCUUAUAUCUCUACAAUUGCAUGCAUUGCGUGUUCGCCACAAAUGUCUUCUCGGAUCUCCGCCAACACAUGGAACAGAUCCACAAAGACAUCUAUACUAUCGAACAAAUCGAUCGAAUGAUUUCUUCCAUUUACCACAAACAAGAGGACAACACCACUGUUGUUCCCAUCACUCACUCCACUGAACCACAAACGGACGCUUCGAGUGAGAAGACCACGAAUAGAAAGUCGAAGAAAAUGAAAACUGAAUCAAAGGAUACAAUGGAUGCCAUCGAAAGACAUACAAACUGUUCGAGUGAAGUGAUUAUAGCCAACGAUUUCGAUGAACUCAAGUUUGAGACACAAAAUGAUGAUUCAGACGUCAAUAAGUCUAUAGUUAUUGGCAAAAGUAUGGCACAAAAUAAUUCAGAGAUGAUUAUCAUUGACUCAAAUGUAUUGGAAGCGCAAGAAGUUUGUGUCACCGAUCGACUCGUCCCUCAAAACAAUACACACUUUUUGAUCACUGUUUGCAAAAAAUAA
Molecule: messenger RNA, 1809 nt
Organism: Oppiella nova
Lineage: Eukaryota; Metazoa; Arthropoda; Arachnida; Sarcoptiformes; Oppiidae
Source: the annotation of a GenBank genome assembly